CGAGCUUACAGUCACAAAAGUAUUUAGUAUGAUUUAUUUAGUCGUGCACUUGACGUAAAACCACUGAUGCAGUUUUAUCUAAUUGGAAGCUUUUAUGUCGCUAGUGACGUCACUCCCUAUGACGUUUAAAGUUCCUAUUGGAUAAAAUUGUGUACAGCUUAUUUAUAUCACGUGCAUAGUUACAUAAAUACUAAUAUAGGUUACAGGAGCUUCCAUUACAAAUGAUUGCAUCCAGUGUUAUUUGGUGUUGUGGUUUCUUCGCAGUUUGCACGAUCGCACGCCUGUGUUUGGUUUUCUGAAGGACUGGUCGUUUGCUGCGCGUUCUAUAUAAUCAAUUUCUUUUAUUUUAUUGGAACGCCGAGAAUACGUUGCGUAAAAAAAUAUGGCCAAACAUCAUCCUGAUUUGAUAUUUUGUCGAAAGCAGCCGGGUGUAGCUAUUGGUCGUCUGUGCGAAAAAUGCGAUGGAAAAUGUGUAAUAUGCGAUUCAUAUGUACGACCCUGUACUCUAGUAAGGAUUUGUGAUGAAUGCAAUUAUGGAUCGUAUCAAGGGCGUUGUGUCAUAUGUGGAGGACCUGGAGUUUCAGAUGCUUACUACUGCAAGGAAUGUACAAUUCAAGAAAAAGAUAGAGAUGGAUGUCCUAAAAUUGUUAAUCUUGGAAGUUCUAAAACAGACUUAUUUUAUGAAAGGAAAAAGUAUGGUUUUAAAAGAAGAUGAUAUUACGAUACUCCUCAUGCUGCUUAAUGUCCAUAACUCCAAAAAGGAAGGCGUUUGUAAUGACUUUGUCACUUGUACAAGUAGAAUUGCAAAAUAUGUACUUUGUGUGCUUAAAAUUAAUUUUAUAUUGUGCAGGAAUUUUUCUGAUGUUAUUUCGUUCAGUGCUAAAUAUAAUGUAUACUAGUUCUCUGAAAUUAAAAAACAUUAUUAUGGACUUUCUUGUUAUUUAAGAUAAUUUCAAUUUUGAAAUCAUUUUAUGUCAUAAGUUAAUUGCUUUAGUAACAAAGUUAUUGGGCGUAUUUUCCCAAGACUGAUGAAUGAAACCUUUUUAGUAAUUAAGUCAACAGAUACAAAUACACACAAUAAACAAUUGAGAUUAAAUGAAUUGAUAUGUAACUUACAGACCCUUGCAAUGGAACAAUGCAAACCUUAUAAACAUUCAUACAAAUUUAGUCCAAAACAGGCUAAUUGCCAGUUGAGUUUAAUAGGCACUGAAUAUUACUUCAUUUAUUGAGAAAUCGUCUAAAUCAGCAUUUCAGUAAUAAAGCCAAGGAGUUGCAUAAACCGGGGUCUACUAUACGGUAGGCUAAAAAAGCUCUGUAUUCAUAUAGUUUGGUGUAAUGUUUUUAAAAUAAGUAUUCAGCAAGUUCCAUUAGCAUGCUAAAACAUUUUAGCUGAGGAGUGCAUGCAAUAUAUCUGCGAGAUCCAAGCCACAUCAUUUUAUGUUUCUGAAUUAUUGUGAUACAUUAGUCAUCUAAUAAAUGGGUGUAUUCCUUCAUUGUACUUUUCUGAGAACGCCUGACCUUCUAUUUUUAUCCUUUCAUUUAAUCAUUUACCAUGAAUAAUGUUGAAUCUUGAUCAUUGCACUGCACAAUAUCUGACAGAUACAGUGUGUGCAACUGUUCCAAUACAUUCUGAGCUCCUGGCGUAAGUGGUUUGUAUCAUAUGUUGUUUUCAGUAGUGUCGUUGAGAAGUACCAACAGAAAAACUAAUCAUUUGUCUUAUCUACGAUC
This is a messenger RNA of Gryllus bimaculatus (two-spotted cricket), 1728 nucleotides long. The record is from the annotation of a GenBank genome assembly. NCBI's taxonomy places the organism in Eukaryota, Metazoa, Arthropoda, Insecta, Orthoptera, Gryllidae.